CGGCGUUUGCAAAUUCCUCCGGUUUGAAGAACAUUUUCGAAAUGCUCCGUUAGUUAGUGUGGUCAAUCGGCUGAACCGUAGAAAUAAAACCGCGUUUUCAAAUUUCUUGGGCGCAGUGUGGACGGUGCCUAAGCCUCCCUCUUUUUAAAAAGCCUUUUGGAUGAAGAUACUUAUACAAGCCUCCCCCUUCCCUGUUACGCCUCCAUGCCUUCUCUUUAUUUCCUACACAGCCAAUUGCCAGAAUUUUAAUACGCAAGAAUGCACUUCUUGGGACAAUAGCAGAAUGCUUUGUGCUCUUAACACCAAAACACCCGCAAAAGGUCUGAUGGCAGGUUAAAUUCUACAUUUUUAUUCUUUCUCGACAGCUAACAUGGAUUAAGGCUUGAUUGUCGCUUACUCAGAACAAAGGGAUUUCAGCGUACAAACGAUGAUGCGCAGGGUGAACCAAUUCUUGAUGUUACUUUUUGCAUUUUAGACGCGAUGUGGUCUGGCUUUAUGAUAAGCAGGUUGCGUUGGACAACAAUAGACAUCCGUUUACAACAGCGCGUGGCCAUAUAGCGUUGUUAAACCAGUGAUGUUUGACGAUUCCUUGACAAAUGAUCUGGUACGUGGUAGGGAAUAUUGCUGACAAUUUACUCAGGUAAAUAUAAGAAUUCGAUUUGAUUUAAAGAUAAAUAUGUUCGUAAUUGAUAGACCACGAGAGACCAAACACUGCAUUGAAAGCAACUUCUUGGCCAUGAGUUGCUCAACAGGUUCUUCGUGUAAAGUAUCUCUAACUCCUGGUAAAAAUGGUAUAUGUUUGUAUAGCCUUAUCUCUUGUUGUCCUUUCAGAGGGAGAGUGUAAUUAUCUAGCUCGAGAGAACUCUAGCAGCAAUGUGACAUUUUAUGAACAAAAUACCACCGUAAGUCAAAACACAAAAUGUUAACGAGCUUUUAAUUCAAUAUUGAAUUUCUGACUGGUUGAUAAUUCUUCAGGAGUGAACAAAGGCGACUGGUGCAUGAAUUUUCAUCAGAUGCUAAAUAAGCUCAAGGACACUUCCUUUCCAUGGCCACGAAAUGGAAUCAAGUUUGGACAAUGAAACGUAGUGGGUACACGUAAUUUGUUUUAUACGCUUAAAAUCGUUAAGUUCCUUACAGCUUGAAAGACUAAGGGCGACUGAAUGGGAAAACUGACCCUGAAUUGUCAGAUACGAGCUGUCUGUUACAUGUUUUAGUUUAAAUGCUUAUAAUAUUGAGAAAGCAAGAGAGGAUGAAGAGUAACAGAAUUAAUCCCCAUAACGAGGCAUUCCCUGGGAAGUUCCUCUCAAGUUAUUUUUAGAGAUCGUACCAAGUCCUUCCGCCGAUGAUGUAACCAAGCGUAGAGUGUAAAUGUUUCCCUAGCGGAUGAAACUUUGUGUAUAAUAAGCCGCUUAGGCUUUCUGCAUUAUUAAAACUUUCAUCGCAGCUAUGAUUGGCUAUUUCUAAACCUUCCUUAGAAUUUCCAAAACCGGGAGUGAUCUGAAAUAAAUAACGUUAGAGGGAUUGCCGUUAGAAAAUAACGACUCUGUAUGGGGGAUUAACUCUCUUGUUCUUCAUCUUCUCUUGCAAGAAGCUAUGACUGAGAGGAAAAAUGUUUUAGAUUAAAGGUCGUAAGAGAAAACGUCAUGCUACAUAUUGCCGGCAGGUUUUGGAUAUCUGCCCGUUAGUAGACAUUUUGAUGCAUUGAUGUACAAAAAGGUGCUUAAAAAAGAAACUUCCAUUACAUUUUAUAAGACUGAAGUCUCUUUUUAUUUUGUUUCCAAACAGCGCUGAAAGACUAUAUGAGGAUAAUUGUUUCCACAGCUAUCAUUUUAAGCCUUUUAGCCGUGAUAUUUUACUGGAAAAGCUGUUCUCUCGAUGUGCAAUAUCAUUAUAUACGAUUUACCGAUGCAAAUCGACUGUUGUACAAAUACAGGGGAAACAGCAAUCGAUCAGGCAAAUGCCACAAUGUAUUAAAUCUGAUGAGAAAUGCUAAAUGGAUCAAACGUCGAAACCUUACUUCAGUUGAUGAAAUUCAGCAAAGUCUUACAGAGGUUCAGAUUCGAAAAAAACGUGGGAUACCGAUAAUACUACACAGGAGCGACUUGCGAUGUGGCGGCGCGCCGUUUUUUCUACAUUCACCUCGGUUUGGUUAUCAACUUCCCGCCCUCUGUGACAUAAACGGAUCGGCGCCUUGCUGCAAUCACGUGACGAGGUCGUGCGGAAUCGACCGAGACCACUGUAACUGCGAUCAAUGCACUGACUUCAGGAAAGAAAUUUCAGCCGAGCUGUUUGACUGGAUUCCGAUACUUAAUGGCUGCAAAUUUACCAAUUUCAGCAGUGAAGAAGCUUGCAGGCUCAUGUCGGACAGGAUUUCAAGAUUGGUUUUGAUAGGUGACUCUUUAGUUAGACACCUCUUCAAUGCAUUGAUGAUUUUAUUUACAAACGAUCACCAACGAGGAAGCCUCAACUUAACCCGUGAUCAUCACGUGGAUCAUGGGAUAGAGAACUGCGAGGGUGUUAUGCAAUUUGUCGAUGGCGGAUCCACCUCAUGUCACACAAAAACAGUGACAAGUAUUCCUUUGGAUACCCAAAGAUCAUUUUGUAGAGGACAAAACAAAUUUGAUAUCUAUUUCAAAGAGUACUAUAACAUGGACAAAGCACCAGAUAUUUUGGCAACCGUUCGUCAAAAUCUUAACAAAGAGAAAACAAUCAUUGCUAUCGGGGUGGGACUUCAUAUAGAUUUAAACGCAGAGAAAGUGCAAAAGUAUAUUAUAGAACCUGUACUAGAAAUUAAGAAAUCUUCUGGCUCAAUAUGGCCGUAUAUAUUAUUGAUUUCAGUGCACGCCCACGGAAGCCUUAAGGAUACAUAUUACAAUAUUCCAUCCCAUAACGACCGAAUAGCAAGUUUUAACUUAGACAUGGAGAAAUAUCUCUCAGCAUUUGGUAUUCCAGUGUUUGAUACUUUUAAUUUGACUCGCGGUGUUCGGAGUAUUGAUGGUACACAUUUUGGAAUGGGUAUAAACAUGAUGAAAGCACAGCUUUUCCUGAAUUUCAUAAAGGAAACAUUCUAGAAUAUAUUGCGGGGAUUUAUGUUCUUGGUCAACAACUUACACAAACAUCAGGCGACGAAAAAGAUGUCGACCACGAUCGAGUGACAAAUGAUGGUGAAGAUAGCAUCUUAAGGUUCUUAAGGGUCCUAUAGCGAUGUAUUUGAAUUGUGCGUUGCGGGAUUUCCCAAGGCAAUGACCAUUAAUUGUUUAGCAAAAGACAAGUUAAUUGUUUAUUUAUCAAUAGCCCAUGCAGAGACAUCUAAUAAAUCAAUUACCCUACUUAGGAAUAAGAUGCAUGUAAUGUAAUGCAAUGUUAAUAUUGUAACAAUAAUUUAUUUACAUUUUUAAAUAGUUUUUGAAAAAUAAUUAAAAAACCUGGCUAGUGUUUAUAAUCCCCCUUAAAUGGAACAGUGCGGUACAUAAGCUUAUUGAAGUUUAGUUCUGUCCUUACAGUGGUCCAGUAGCCACAAGUACCUACUACUCACACCUAUUGUGGUAACAUAGUCUCCAGAUGGAAAUAUUGCCGUAUUGAAUCCGACAAACGUGUAAUGUUUUCAGCGUAACAGGCUAUAAUAAGUAGAAUAAGUGUACUUAAAACGAACUCAGUUUUCUCCCAGGAUUUGCUGUUUUGUCAGUGAAAGAGUGAGGUAUGUACAUGUGCAUAUGUGUCUGCGGUUAUUCCACCAAAAUGGAGGAUAAGGUACCAUUCCUCAGCUACCAUGCAGUAAGCUGUUAUGAUGUGAAAUCUCAGCAGUUAGUUAAAAAGAAAAAAAAAAAUCAAAAACAAAAAAACAAACGAAACAUUUCCGGCAGCUAACAGUUAGCAUUUUCACCAAUUGUCAGCUUAGUUAACCCCACCCAAGCCCUCAAAAAUUUAGCUUUAAAAUUACAUAUAGCAUAACAAAAUUGGUUGCAUAUAACAUAAGCUGGUCGUUUUUAACAUAAUCAUGUCAAAAAUGGCCAUUUUUAGAGCAGUCAAAAAUGGGCUUAAAUGUCUGGAUAAAUGCUCAGAAAAUGUACAAGCUUUUUAGUUUUUCGUCAGCAAAUGUAAUUGACGUACUGGGCUCUUAUGAUCAUGUUGACUUCUUCUAAGAAGUCGAGGGACAUUUGUACAAGCUUCCAGCAUAAUUUGUACCGGAAGUGGACUAUUUGACGUCACAGUUGCCAAUCGAGUAGAUUAAUAACAUAGGUGACAAAUUAGUCCUUACUUUUGGCACGAAAUUUCAGCGUUAAUUUCUAAAUUCAC
Molecule: messenger RNA, 4296 nt
Organism: Orbicella faveolata
Lineage: Eukaryota; Metazoa; Cnidaria; Anthozoa; Scleractinia; Merulinidae
Source: RefSeq, a predicted model, not a curated record